AUGUUUCCGAAUGUGCCCCGCUCCAUCCCAGAACCAAUUCGAUUCACUUCUGUGGUUGAGAUUCCUUCUUCCUCACGCCCCACUUCCACUUCUCACUCACCCGAAUUGCCUGUGGUUCCGCCUGGCCAGCAACCUCAGUCUAUUCCAGAUGAAGAAGUUCAAGUUGCAGUGGAACGUUGUGAGAUGGAGCUUGAGCCUGAACCGGAGUCGAAUGACUCGCAUGACUAUGAGAACUUACCUGAUGAUACCGUACCUGAACUCGAACCCGCAAAUACUCACCUCGAUCCAGAACCUGAUGCAACAUUGGAGCCAGUGGACAAUUCUUCCUCUGAUCCGGAGUCUCUCAGUUCUCCUCCUGACUCGCCCUCUGACCCCAAUACGUCCAAGUAUCAGCCAGUGUUUGUUAGCGGGGCUAACAAACCCAACAAACUACUCGGCCUGACAUCAUCCCACUUCGAAUCUGACUCUGUACGUUCAAUGGUCAGGCUUUUGUUUUUACGUUGGAUUAUUGCAACGGCUCUUCGACCGACUGCAAUCACCUUCUGA
Molecule: messenger RNA, 546 nt
Organism: Knipowitschia caucasica
Lineage: Eukaryota; Metazoa; Chordata; Actinopteri; Gobiiformes; Gobiidae
Source: the annotation of a GenBank genome assembly